AGAAGCCUCAAUCUCGUCGAGAAGCCUGAAGCGCUCAUCUCUUCCUUACAGGCAGCCAAUGAAGAUCUCAGGUCCAAAUUAACAGAUAUUCAAAUUGAACUGCAUCAAGAAAAAUGCAAGGUGACCAAGUUGGAGCGAGAAAAGGUGCAGGAAGGCAAGCGCAUUCGCGAACAGGAGCAGCAUCGGCACACGGUGACGCUGACGGAGCAGCGGGCUCGCUGGCACGAGGAGAAGUUAAAAGAACUCGCAGCUCUGCGGGAAUCGCUGACACGGCAGCACGAGCAGGAGUUAGCGCGUACCGCUAAGAUUAAAGAAGGCGAGAUCCAGCGUCUGCGGACUGCGCUCAGUGCGCUGCGCGACGGCAGCGGCGAGAAAGUGCGCACUGCGCUGACGCUCGAGGCCCGAGAGGAGGCCCGCCGCUUCUUCGACCAGGAGCGCGUCAAACUGCUGCAGGAAAUAGCGGAGCUAAAAUCCUCCAAACGGCAGAAGGAUGAAGCACUUAAUACUGUGAUUUUAGCCGACAAGAUGAAGGCAGGUGACCUGCGCACUGAACAUCAAGCGCACCAGGAGCAGAUUUCCAAGAUCAAGUGGGACAGUGAGAGAGAUGUUCGUCGAUUGGUGGAUGAGAUCAAGGCAAAGGACCGGACGAUCUUUGCGCUGGAGAAAGAGCUGGACACAGCGACAGGCUUCGUGCAGAAGCUCCAGCUGCAGAAGGAUGUGCUUGAUGAGCAGCUGUUUCUGGUGAAAGAGGCAGAAUGCAACCUGGGUAGCCCCAAAAGAGAGAUCCCUGGCCGCGCUGGAGAUGGAGCAGAGCACUGUGGGAGUCCGGACAUGAGAAGAAACCAGAAACGCAUGAGUGAACUCAAAGCCACCAUUCAUAAACUGGAAGACCGCAAUUCAAUCUUACUGGAUGAGAGGAACGAGCUGUUGAAGCGUGUACGAGAAACAGAGAAACAGUGCAAGCCGCUACUGGAGAAGAACAAAUUAUUAAGUAAGAAAAAUGAUGAACUCAGCCAUUCCCUUCAGAGAACGGAGGACAAACUUAAAUCCAUAACCAAGGAGAACCUGGAGAUGAAGGAGAAGAUUACCUCCCAUCCUCCACUGAAGAAACUCAAGUCUCUGAAUGAUCUGGAUCAGGCCAACGAUGAUCAAGAGAUUGAGUUCCUCAAGCUGCAGGUCCUCGAGCAGCAGAGCAUGAUCGAUGAGCUGACACGAGAUAGAGAAAAGCUCUUGAGAAAGAAGAGGCAUAAACGAAGCAGACCUAUAAAGAGGCAUAUUGUUGUAGACACAUUCUAUGGGUAUGAUGAAGAGUCCAUGGAUUCAGAAACUUCCUCUGUGGCUUCCCUGCGCAUGGAUCGAACCCCGGCUACUCCAGAUGAAGACUUAGACGAGGGUCUGGCGGCUGAAGAGUCUGAAUUGCGCUUUAAGCAGCUGACGCGGGAAUAUCAGGCUCUUCAAAGAGCCUAUGCCCUCCUACAGGAGCAGAAAGGAGGUGUGCUGGACGCUGAAAUGGAGGCUAAGGCUCAAGAGCAGCUCCAGGCAGACGUUCAAAGGUAUAAAGCUAAAAUUGAAGACCUGGAGAAAGAGCUCGCUUUAAAAGGACAGGACUCCAGAUGGGUGGAAGAGAAGCAACUGUUCCUCAGGCGCAAUCAAGAGCUGCUGGAGAAGGUUGAAAAGUCUGAGAAUGAAAACGGAAAGCUGCAGCAGGAACUACAGGACUCUAAAGAUCAGAGCGAACUCUUGGAGUUUCGCAUUCUUGAGCUGGAGGAGCGUGAGAGGAGAUCGCCUCCGUUUAACCUUCAAAUCCAUCCGUUCUCUGAGGGAGUGAGCGCGCUGCAGAUCUACUGUAUAAAGGAGGGCGUGAAGGACGUGUGUAUACCAGACCUCAUCAAGCUGCUGGAUAUACUCGGAGAUAACGGGAACUUGAGGAACGAGGAGCAGGUGGCCAUUAUUCAAGCCAGUACCGUGCUGUCGCUCGCUGAGAAGUGGAUUCAGCAGAUCGAAGGCACAGAAGCAGCUCUGCAUCAGAAGAUGAUAGACCUGGAGCUCGAGAUGGAGAUGUUCUGCAAACAGAAGGGUUAUCUGGAGGAGGAGCUGGACUACAGGAAGCAGGCACUGGAUCAGGCCUAUGUGCGAAUCCAGGAGCUGGAGGCGACUCUGUACAACGCACUGCAGCAGGAUAAAGUCAUCAAAUACGGAGAGCCUCUGGACGAGCUGCAGAAGGACGAGUUACGCACAGCUGUGGAGAAACUGCGCAGACAGAUGCUGCGGAAGAGCCGAGAGUUUGACUGUCAGGUGCUGCAGGAGAGGAUGGAGCUGCUCCAUCAGGCCUAUCAGAGGAUCAGAGACCUGGAGGACAAGACUGACAUUCAGAAGAGACAGAUUAAAGAUCUAGAGGAGAAGUUUUUAUUUCUCUUUUUAUUCUUCUCUCUUGCCUUCAUUCUUUGGCCUUGAUGUCUGUGACAUCUCCUGCGGAGGAUCUGAAGCAACCUGGAGCUGUCGCAUGCAACUGCAGUCGUCCGGUUGUAAUGACUCAAGGUGUAUUAGUGGCUGUUUUGUUUUGGUUGUGUGGAAGUGGGAAAUUCAGAGUUAAUGAUUAUAGACUACACUGGGAUUAUCUGGAUUCAACCUCUGUGAAGGACCAGCACAGAGCUCUUGAAAUCACACUUACAGAUCAAUACAAGUGUGACAAAACAUAAUCAUCCACCCAACUAGAGGAUUAUAAAUUAUCUCUGCCAUGCAGGGACCCGUCAUGACCACGUCUUUACUGCAUCGACUGCGACUGCUACCAACCAGAACCUACAGACCUGUUUCUUUCUCACUCUGUCUGCUUGUCUGUCUGUCUGUUUCUCCUCCAACACACACUUUGGGAAAUUAGAAGCGAAAUGUGUGAGUGUGUGAGUGUGUCUUUGCAGACACACUCACACACACACACACAUACAUCCUCUCACAGGAGCUUUGGGUGCUGACUCAGGGCCUGUUAGUAAGGUGACUGUCGCAUCUGUAUUAUCAGGACCCCUUAGGAGAGGUGUCUUCCUUACUGCCUGAAAACAGAAAGUACAAAGAGACAGAUUGAGAGAGAAAGCAAGACCAUCCACUACAAACCAUCCACACUAGCAGUUUUCGUUUACCCCUAGAAAGUUGAGUAGACUGAAAAACUAAUUCUGAGCAGCCUGGUUUUUACAUAAAAAAAAAAUUAAAUCCUCGUAUUGGGCCUCAUUCCUCUAUCACAAGCAAAAUGUUGUUGUAAAUCAUUCUUUAAAACCUUCUUAUGUAAAGGUUCACGCAACAAAACUAUUGUUGCACAGCUUGGGCAAAUAAAACCAUUUUAUAUGACAUGCUACAGUUUACGAAAGUCAUGAUGAAACGGAAGUAGCGACAGAACUUUUCUUCUGUAUUGUGACGUACAUCCAAAUGUAACACGUUAUAGAAAAUAAAAAAUGUACUUGGUGUUAUGCAUCGGUUGUUGAUUGGAUUUUGUGAUGAGGGCACUGCACUUGAAUUAAUGAGCUUGCAGUCGAUUGUAAAACAGGAGCAGGGUUUAAAUUGACUGUAUGAUUGGAGAAAUUCUGCAUACAUUUCCAGAGUAAAGUCUGACGAUUCAUCGGAAAAUCCAUCUAUGAUAUUUUGAUUAAAAAUUGCGAGGUCAAAAAAAAAUAAAAAAAUGAAACACAUACACGUGGAAGCUUGUUUCCACCACUGAAUAAAAAUAAAAAAUGUUAUUGCGACUUCUUAUCUCACAAUUCUGACUUUUUCUCGCAGUUGUGUGAUAUAAACGUACAAAUCUGACUUUUUUUCUCCAAAUUUUCUCACUAUAGCGAGAAAAUGUCAGAAUUAUGAGAAAAAAGUCAGAAUUGUGAGUUUAUAUCCCGCAAUUCUUACUAUAUACAAAGUCAGAAUUGUGAGAUAUGCACUUCCAAUUGUAAGAAAGUAGUCUUUUUUCCUCAGAAUUGUACUUUAUCCCACAGUUUAAGCCUAAUCCCAGACUAAAAUGCAUGUCUGGGAUGUUUUAACUGAAUGAAUCGUGCACUGACAUAUCUUAAAAUAAGUCCGUGCCAUCAGAUGCAAACCAGUAAUGUUUAUUUCCAAGGUACGCUUAUAAAAAACUACUUCAAUGUCCUAAUUGAACUAUGGCCUAAUCCUGGCUUACUCUAAAAUCUGUUUAUGAAACCAGGCCUAUAACUUGCAAUUGCAAGUUUAUAUCACAAUUCUGAGAAAAUAAGUCAUAAUUGCGAGAUAAAAACUCACAAUUGUGAGAAAACUUUUUUCUCGCAAUUCAUACUUUAUUUCUUGCAAUUGAAUUUUUAUAUUAUGCAAUUCUGAUAAAAAAAAAGAAUUGUAAGAUGUAAACUCUCAAUCGCAAGAAAUUGUGACUCUGAAUUGUGAGAUGAAAAGUCGCAAUUUUCUCUUUUUAAUUCAGUGGCGGAAACAGGCUUCCAUAUAUACACGAAAAAAGCCCUCACAAUAAGAUAUAUAACAUGCAUUUGGAAAAUAAAUGGGUUUUAUUUUUAUUACUUGAACUGUUCUUGUGUAAAUUAUUGUACCACAUGACAGUUUUAAAUUUGUUUUAUAAUAUACUGUCGCACCAUGCGCAUUUACAUAACUAAAACCAUUCACAUGCAAGUUUAUGAAAGUGAAAUCUUGUAUAAAUGCAAAAGCAGUAUAUGUAACAAAUAAUUUUUAUUAUUAGAAGUUGCACCAUGUGAGAGUUAAAACGGGUGAAACCAUUCACAUCACAACAGUCACAUCAUGUAACAGCUUCGCACAUAAAACUAUUCUUGUGUAAACUGUCACAUAAAGACAAUAUAGGCCCUACAUAAGAACGGUUUUCAGAUGAUUCCCAUAAUUCUGCUUGUGGUUCAUGAAUGAGGCCCGUUGUCCAAUAAUAUUCCCUGUCUAUGAUCAACAGUACCUCUUUCUGACUGCAGUGUAAUAUAUAUGUUGUUGAUAUGUAAAUGUGUCUCUAUUUCCUCUGAUGUGAAUACACUUCUCCUCCUGCAGCUUGAGCAAUAGAGUCACUUUGCAGUUUAGAAUUUAUUCAUGACUAUAAAUUGCGACUUGUAUUGUGGUGACGGCUGCAGAUGAAAAUGUUUCUGCCUUCCUUAAUUAUCCCUGUAUUUACUCAUCUCUUCCCUAAGCUUCUUCUUUUCUACUCUUUCAAAUGAACAGCUGUAGCAUACCAGCAGGACUUUCACUAACUGGUUUUUACUGAAUGAUCUUUCUAACUCCCUUUAAUUGGCUGCGUCUCUGGCUUGUAAAUAUGUUUUUGGGGCAUUCUGUAUACCCGGUUUGGCUUCAUUUCAUUAAAGUCUAAAUACCUCCUCAGAA
Cyprinus carpio (common carp) is the source of this 5328-nucleotide messenger RNA. Its product is annotated as janus kinase and microtubule-interacting protein 2-like. Lineage: Eukaryota; Metazoa; Chordata; Actinopteri; Cypriniformes; Cyprinidae. Gene Ontology annotation, molecular function: kinase binding; microtubule binding. The record is from RefSeq and is a predicted model, not a curated record.